AUGGGUGUGGAACUUGAUGAAUUGAAUCAACCGUCCAUGCUACAUAGACAACUUCACCAAUGCCUAGAAGCAUCUUCAACGCGUCAUUUGUCAAAUGAAGAAACCUCUACAGGGAACGCUUACGGCCAACGACCCAGAGAUCUUUCUCGCAUCAAUGCCGUGAUUUUAAUCACUACCCUCUCCGGCAUUACCUUUGUUGGCAGCAUGAGUGGUGGGUUAUUGACCGUUGGAUUACCCACCAUUGCGGCUGACUUGGACUUGCCAGAUAAUCUAUUGCCCUGUUUAGGCCGGCCUCAGUCUACUCUCUUGCAAAUGGAUGUUGUCUUCUACUCGCAGGCUCAAUUGUGGACUUGA
Messenger RNA from Penicillium antarcticum, 354 nucleotides. RefSeq lists its product as uncharacterized. Lineage: Eukaryota; Fungi; Ascomycota; Eurotiomycetes; Eurotiales; Aspergillaceae. The coding region runs from base 1 to 354 and encodes 117 amino acids. The transcript has 3 exons. The record is from RefSeq and is a predicted model, not a curated record.